Molecule: messenger RNA, 811 nt
Organism: Merops nubicus (carmine bee-eater)
Lineage: Eukaryota; Metazoa; Chordata; Aves; Coraciiformes; Meropidae
Gene: CD74
Product: CD74 molecule, major histocompatibility complex, class II invariant chain
Exons: 8
Biological process (GO): positive regulation of type 2 immune response; positive regulation of cytokine-mediated signaling pathway; antigen processing and presentation
Cellular component (GO): cytoplasm; membrane; cell surface
Molecular function (GO): macrophage migration inhibitory factor binding; MHC class II protein binding; cytokine receptor activity
Source: RefSeq, a predicted model, not a curated record
CCCUCUCCCCACGUCCCGCAGGGCUGCGCUGGGCCGCAGGGCCGCCCUCCCCACGGUCUCCAUCCUGGUGGCCCUGCUGAUCGUCGGCCAGGCCGUCACCCUCUACUUCGUGUACCAGCAGAGCGGGCAGAUCAGCAAGCUGACCAAGACCUCCCAGACCCUGCAGCUGGAGGCACUGCGGAGGAAGCUGCCCGCCAGCGCCAAGCCGGCGAACAAGAUGAAGAUGUCCAUGGUGAACAUGCCCGUGGCCAUGAGGGUCCUGCCUGUCGCCGCCUCUGUAGACAGCGUGGACAUGGCUCCCCCCAGCAACAAAACGGAGGACCAAGUGAAGCACCUGCUGCUGCAAGCAGACCCCAAGAAGAUGUUCCCAGAGCUGAAGGACAAUCUGAUGGACAACCUGAAGAGACUGAAGAACACCAUGACUCAUGGGGACUGGAAGGCCUUUGAAUCCUGGAUGCACAAGUGGCUGCUGUUCGAAAUGGCCAAGAACCCCAAGCCAGACGAGCCCAAGGCAAUCCCAGCAGUGAAAGUGCAAACUAAGUGCCAGGCCGAGGCCAAUUUUGGGGGUGUCCAUCCGGGUCGGUUCCGCCCGCAGUGUGAUGAGAACGGCGACUACCUGCCCAAGCAGUGCCACCCCUCCACGGGCUACUGCUGGUGCUGCUACAAAAAUGGCACCAGGAUUGAGGGCACUGCCACUCGGGAAAAGCUGGACUGCCCCGAUACUGCUGCUGCUGCUGCCACUGCGGAGCCAGAGAUGAUCUUCUCUGGGGUGGACAUGCUCAAUCUGACACCAGAGAAAGCACCAGAGUAG